AUGGAAGCCGGCGGAUCAAGAGCGUAUCCGCGGCCGGAAGGCGAGGCCGGCGGGAACUAUUCGAACCUUGUUCGGCAUAGCAGCUCGCCCGCUGGUCUCUUCGAUCAGCUCCACGUAGAAAACGGGUAUGGAGUCAUGAGAGGGAUUGGGGGAUACAGGAAUGGGAAUGAGUCAAGAAUGAAGAGGCAAUCGUCGGCGACUGCGGCCGGGUUGAUGUCUCAGAUAUCGGAGAUCGACGAGGAAUCCAUGGGAGGCUACGGACUGGGUUCAUGGGAGGAGCAGAGGAGCAGAGACAGUCAAACAGAGAACGGCACGCUGAGUCAUCAGUUGGGCUUGCACAAGACUUCGUCGGAGAUGUCUGCGAUCGAGAAGUUCUUGCAGUUUCAGGAUUCGGUUCCUUGUAAGAUUAGAGCUAAACGAGGGUGUGCUACUCAUCCACGAAGCAUUGCCGAAAGGGUGAGGAGGACAAGGAUCAGCGAGCGCAUGAGGAAGCUACAGGAGCUUGUCCCCAACAUGGAUAAGCAAACUAACACCGCGGAUAUGCUAGAUUUGGCUGUGGACUACAUCAAAGAUCUCCAGAAACAGGUCAAGACUAUAUCCGAUAGGCGAGCCAACUGCACUUGCUCUAGUAGUAGUAAGCAAAAGCCAUACACCAACUCUACAGUGUGAGGUUGAGAGAGAGGAACUUCUCUCUCAGUAGAAUAGAGAUGUGGGAGAUGCUUUUAGCUUAGCAAAGCAGAGGAGAAUUAAUCAGAGAAAAUGUAUAGCUAUGCUUGUGAGGAAGUUAUACUUGCAAAAGUGUUGCUUUGCGUUGUAAUUUAUACUUGUUUAAUUAUGUAUAAUGUUAGAUGCCAUUAAGCAAA
Messenger RNA from Asparagus officinalis (garden asparagus), 863 nucleotides. Its product is annotated as transcription factor bHLH130-like. The transcript is spliced from 6 exons. Gene Ontology annotation, molecular function: DNA-binding transcription factor activity, RNA polymerase II-specific; RNA polymerase II cis-regulatory region sequence-specific DNA binding; protein dimerization activity. Bases 1 to 669 code for a protein of 222 amino acids. Gene Ontology annotation, biological process: regulation of transcription by RNA polymerase II. The record is from RefSeq and is a predicted model, not a curated record. NCBI's taxonomy places the organism in Eukaryota, Viridiplantae, Streptophyta, Magnoliopsida, Asparagales, Asparagaceae. Gene Ontology annotation, cellular component: nucleus.